Messenger RNA from Neospora caninum, 9402 nucleotides. RefSeq lists its product as hypothetical. The transcript has a single exon. The annotation marks the transcript as partial. The record is from RefSeq and is a predicted model, not a curated record. NCBI's taxonomy places the organism in Eukaryota, Apicomplexa, Conoidasida, Eucoccidiorida, Sarcocystidae.
AUGUCUUUCAGCUCCGAACAGGAGGCCGACAAAUUUCCCUGUCCGUCUCCUCUCCUUUACACUGUUCCUUGCGCCUCACCAGAAACGCGAGUGUUUCUGGAUCCGGUCAUAUAUCCGCAGCCGUCUCUCGCUUCUCCGUGCUCCCACUUCCUGCGCUGCUUUAGGUUGCACUACCCGAUUGUUCGUGCCCAUCUCCUUACUGCUCUCGAGUGGUCUUCCGCCGAUGAUCACUCGAGCCGUGUCACAUGCAGGCGAGCAGAGGUUCAUAUGCCGAGACGACCGCUAUCAAACAGACACAAUGGGCGAUCUCAAAAUACGUUGCAGUUCACGCCAGGCCCCGAUCACUGCGGACAAGAAGUGCUGCCAUUCCAACAAACUGGCAACCGCGAUAACUGCUCCAAAACACAGCUUGCUCAUUCUUUUGAACAUCGCGACCGUAUUGAUAUUGCGCCUGUUUCGCCAAGGUCGAAUAGAACAGUCGAAGAUGUUCCCGAGCUUCUUCGAGAGCUUGCCGCCGCGGAACGUACUGGACAGUCUGUGCGCAUUCGACGCUCCGAGGAUAGCGGUGGCGACUCUCUCUUUAUUUCAGACGGAAGCGAAUCGUCAGGCGUCGCGGCUCAAUUAGGGAAGCCCCUCUUCUCUCAGGAUGGUGUCGAAAAACGAUUCCCCAAUCCAGUUGAAGCAUUUGAUGAGCUGGCGCUUGCUGUGCUGAAGCGGUUACGAAAACACGUGACUGAAGCUGUGCAGACCACCAUAGAUACAUCCUGGAGUGCCCGCGUAUCUCGGGCCACCAGAAGACGCCUCGGUAGAAAACACCAGCUUUGUCUUGCGUGCCCACAAUCUUCCUCUUCGCGUCAGCGCUGCUCCCGCAAGCGAAAGCAAGAAGAAGAAGAGACCAGUGUGCGUCCACACAAGAGAAAGACAAGCGAGCAAGAGAACGUGGAUGCCGCCACUUCUUCGGCGCGAAAUGAAGAAUCCAUGGAUACUGUAAAGGACAAAAGUGAUGAGACGGACGCAGCUGCAGAGGACUUGGGAACGGCGUGCAGGCAGAGUAGGCGAGGACCGUCUCCUUCUUCAGAAACAAACCUAGCGGGAGACACUCUGCGAAACCCGCAAAUGAGGAAGACUGUAGCGCAUGCGUCAACAGCCAUUGAGGCGUCGAUCGUAACAUGCCCCAUGAAGCAACACAUGCCUCGAAGUCAAAGUGCCGACCUUGGGAUCGCCAGUGGAAGGAAGCCAACGAGAUCCACAACUGACACAACGGCCCCAGGCCUACGCACCACACGCAAGAGUGAAAGACAGCAGCCUCCUUCCGGUGACGGGGCAAAGGCCAAGAAGGAAACUGAACACACAGGAGAAGUGGGGCUUCAACAUACCUCCGCUCCGCACGGGGCUUCAUCUGCCGUGAAGGCAAGGGACGACAUUCUGGGAACGGAUUUGUUUUGCUUGUCCAGUGAAAAUGAAUAUCUGGCAUGCUCUCCAGGUUCUCAAUCAGCUCCUUCUCAGCCAACCUCUUCUGGACUUUCUUGUCCGUCCAUGCCUCAUUCACCUCCGCCGUCUUCCCCGUCCUCGCUCUUGCCUUCAGUGCCCCACCACCGACGGGUCUCUUUCCCUUCCUCCUGUGCGGUGCCUUCGGCGGCCGUGCCUCGCGCCUUUUCGUCUCCUGUCCCGUCUCGAAAGGGAUCAUCCGCCGUCGUUCCACACCCGGUGUCUUCGAGACAGGUGACGGGUGCACGCACGAGUCUCUCCUCUCUGCUGUCGUCUUCUAGGCGGCCUUUGUCGUCUGCGUGCUGCGACCUGAUCGAUGCGCUGAGCUGCGGCCUAUGCUUGCUCUUCAACAGCAGCAGAUAUCCCCCCCGACUCGUCUCAGGAAACACACAGUGGGUCAGGCGACUCUGCCUUCAUCUAACGUUUCUCAUGAAGCGCAUGAAGCAGCUUCGCCGACAAAUGUGCUAUUGGCCUUUCGCGACAGAGGCGCCGUGCGCCCGUCCACAGGCGUCAGCUGGUGCUGGCCGUUCCCCGGGGUCUCAAAUAGGAGAAAAUCUGCUGCGGCGAAAAAGCGUGGGCAAGCGAGGAACAGCACAGAGGUCUACAGAAAAGAGCGACCCCAGACGCAAGGAGGAAAACUAUUUUCCUUUCGAAGAACGACACCACCUUGAAAAAAGGGGAGUGACAAGACCAAACGACGAAAGCGGAUACGAAAGAAGAGGGAAAAAGGAUGAGAGCCCGGAAGGCCGACGAAGAACAGAGACGCGCCACGAACAGCUCGACAAGGCGAGAAGGGGACUUCGAUACCCAAGAGCACCACGAGUAGAAACAAAUGAAGAGGCUGCAUUUUCUUCCUGGUCGGCGGGGCCUUCUCACAGUUCUCAAGCGAGACUGUGGCAGAAGAAGGCGACGAGGAAAAACCGCAAAGCAGGCAUCUCUCGAACUCCGAGAUUGCUGGCUGUGACGGCUAUUCAGCGACUGCCACGGGCACCUGAGGAGACAAACGGAGGUAUAACUCAACCGUGUUCGUCUUGCCCCUCCUUAUGUCCAACCUCCCCCAGAAGGGGCGGCUGUCCGUCUCCGUCGCUCUCGUCGCCUUCGUCUCUGCCUUCGUCUGCCUCUGUCGCUUCUCCGGUCUUUCCACUUCAGCUGCCCCGUACUCUCUCCAGCAAAGGACACCGUCGAGCCGUCGCAGCUGCUAUGAGCCUGCCCAGUUUGAAAGUGGAUCAACAGACGCAAGUUUCGUUCUCACAGUCAGCCUCCCCUGCUUCAUACACACUGUCUCCUCAAGCGCCUUCGUUUGCUGUGGGCUGUCGCGUUCGCCGUUCUGGAGCAGCGAGAUCCAGAGCCGCCAAAGUCGCUCCAGUUUCCCCAGAGGUACAUACACCGGCCACGAGGACACUUCCGCGAAUCUGGCACCAGGCAAGCAGUGUCGGGGAUCCAGUUGGUGUUUUGCUGAAGGGCCACGACCGAUUCAGGCUUGGGAGAUUGACGCAGCAGCAGAGAGCGCUGCUUCAUCUCCUGCUGCAGUCAAAGCGGCUUGUCUGUCUUUUCCUCCGCGUCCUUCUUGCGCCCCUAUCUUUCUCUGAAGCGGAGGCGUCGCCCUUUGAGUCUCCGUCCUCUGCCUGUUCAUCCUUUCCAUUCCAACAGGAUGACGCAGGCGCAGCCGACGCUUGCACCGCCCCGCCCUCUUCCUUCGUCUUUCACUCGUAUCCGGUCGUCCGCCGCCACCCUUUUCCAGCUCUCCCCUGUUCAGUUUCGACCUUUUCCUCGUCUGCAUCUUCUCCCUCUUCUUCUCCCUCUCCCUCUCCCUCUCCCUCUCCUUCUUCUUCUCCCUCUUCUUCUUCGUCUUCAUCUGGAUCGCAGCCCUCACCUUCCUCUACGGCGCUCCCUUCAUCUUCGCCAGGGUCAGCGGAUUCGUCGUCUGCAUCUUCCAUGGACAGCGUCGAACGGCGAGAGAGCGCGAGAGACGCACCGUUGCCUCCAGGUGUCUAUGGAGGCCCUCAGACUCUCAUUCGGGCCCUGCAAAUGUACUUCACCUAUCGCCCUGGAGCUGGAAGACGUCUGCUUCGUCUCCUUCCACAGUGCAUCGUGGAGGAAGAAGACAAAGUUUUGUUUCAGCCUCUCUCCUGGCGAGAAGGGGGAACUGGCGCUUUCCGGGGACAAUCACGCAAAGAGCGAACAAUCCACAGAGAAAGUUACAGAAGAGUCGCGGGAGCGGCAAGCGACGAGAGGGACGAAGGCCCGGUCGAGCCGACGGACGACGAAAGGAUGCGCGAGGGCAAGAAGCGAAACGAGGAAAGAGUGACAGGAUGGCGACGAACGGCCGAGGACAGCAAAGACGACAGAAACGCGAGGUCGGAAUCCGAAGAAGGGCCAGAGGGUGGUAGUGCACGACUGGGGGACGCUCUCGGAAUGGACGAAAUCGAUGAGAGAGCGAGGCAGAGAAGAGAACACGAUCGUGUACCAGGCGAGGAAACGGGAGAUGAAGAAACGCAACCGAUGCCACUAGAACAACUGGAGGGGAGAGAACAAACGAGUCAAGAGAGGCAGAGAGAUGUACCCACAAGAGAACAAUGCGCCAGAGAAGUAGACACAGCACGAUUGCCUCAGGCAGUUUUUCGCUCUCCAAACGGAGACACGACAACCGGUGACAGUCUCUUUCUGCAUCGCAAAACACCUAGCCCUUCGUUGGUGGCAUCAGUUUCUUCUCGUUCCUGUUCGUCUUCUUCCGGUCCGUCCCCUUAUUCCUCUUGUGUGUUUUCACCGGCAUCUGGGGCAUUUCUUCGAUUGCCCGAGACGGCAUUUGCGUCUCUGUGCGGCUUCCUUUGCGGCGAUCUCCUUCCUCUGCUGCAAGCAUGCCGCUAUCUUCGUUCAGCUGUGCUCUCCACCUUUGGGACCUCUCAGCAGCAUCUGAAUCUUCUGAUGGUGGAUGUGGACGACACACGCUUUCCGACCCUGGCUCCUCCCGCUGCAACGCCACCUUCCCUGUCUCUCCCUUCCGAGUCUUCCGCUCCUGCUACAAGGGCUCUUCUGCGGCCGUCGUCUGCGGAAUCCUCUUCGUUGACUCCUUCGUUUUCCUCCUUUCGCUAUACACAUCUUGCGCAGGCGUUCAAGAAAGACAAGGAGCAACUUUUGUAUUUGCUGAGAUUCUGGAGAGGCUCUGUGGAAGCCUGGGUGGAGCCCCGGCAGCUCGCCGAGCUGCUGGAGUGCAUGGACAGCCUAGGAAACAUACGCGAGCUGUCGCUCUUCUCUGAUGAAAGGAUGCACGCCUUUUUUUCGCAGGAAGAACCCGGUUCGCCCCAGAUUUUCGAUGAAACGCUGCGGCUAUCCGACGAAGAACACUGCGCUGGAGACGAAUCACGAAAGGAACCCGAGAGGCAUGACCGACCGGAAAGGAAACAGAACAUCGCUCCUUUCCGCCGUUCAAUUUUAAGACGAAAGCGAUGGCUCGAGUUCGGCCCGCUCGAUAUCCCUUUUGGAGGAUCAGAGGACGACCCUGAAGAAGAGAAAACAGAACGAGGAGACCGUGGACACACACGCAUCACUGGAUCCCAUUGGCAGGGGAAGCGAAGGCGCAAACGCAGUGAACGGCCACUGUUCCCUCGCCUAAGGAAGCCUUCGCCUGUGGUUUCUGUUGCUUCCUCUCCAAGUCGCUCCGCCUCUCCGCCUUCGCCUUCGCGUUUUCAGGGGCGUGCCGGCUCUUCCGAUCACAGCUCAUUCCUUUCGCGACGAUGCGUCUCCGAUGAGACACGCUUCGGGCCGGCCUCUCGCACAAGACCCGUUUCCUGUGGUAUGCUUUCCCCGUGUUCGUCUCUGCCCUCGUCUCUUUCUCAAGGUUCCGAACCCUCUGCGAGGUCACCUCACGCCUCCUCGUCCUCCGUUGGCGCCUCCCUCUUGGGUCGGAAGGCAGUUCACGCGUGUCUCAACACACUCGUGUGUCUCUGUGCACGCAGCAGUCGCACGUUAGAGGCCUUUUAUUCCUCUCUCAAACUCCUGAAUUGUCUCUUCCUUGCCGAGAUCGCUCGCCUCCCAGUUCUUCUGCUCCCCCGACUGGCGACUGUCGAGGGGUCUCCUGCCUCCGUCCCUCUUUUUGUCUCUCCCGCGCUCCGAUUCGUCAGUCUCUGCGGCACGGAGACACUUCGCGUGGCGGGGAUCCCUUCCCCGCGGGCCUUCGAUGGAGAAAGAUCAGUGCGUACCGAGGCUGCAGCGGGAGGCAGUUUCCCUCAACGCGCGCCACAUCACGGACGCAACAGCAGUCGACAGAGACCAGGAGCCACCACAGCGGAGCGAGAACGAGAGCCGGAACGAGAGGGAGAAAGAAAAGCGGAACGAGAGAGGGAAAGGGAAGGAGAACGAGAAGGGGAAAGAGAAAGAGAACGAGAGGGGGAAAGAGAAAGGGAACGGGAAAGAGAACGGGAAGGGGAAAGAGAAAGAGAUAGAGACGGAGAACGAGGAGGGCAAACCGACAGAGCAGAAGAGAGAGGACGCGCGAGUGAGCGGAGCUUGGAGCGCACAGGCAAGUGCGCGUCAUUGAGGGGAAGAGCGGCAGAGCGUGCGAGCUCCGCGGAGAUGCGUUCCUUUCCAGAGAACGAAGAACUCCCGCAAGAAGCUGGAACGCAGCGGGAAGGAGAGCUGCGGUCCCCCUUAGCAGGAGAAAACGGACAGGAAACAAGCUGUUGGGAUGCCCACGAGCCGUACCUCUGUCUCUCCAUCUGGAGGAGUCAGUCGACACUGACGACCCUUCUGUGUGAAGGCUUGACCCUACGCGUGCCGGAGACCGAGUGCGCCCGUCUGGUGACUCUUCGCCACCCGUCGGCGCGAUGUGAGCAAAGCCCCGGCCACGCAGAUAGAGCGCUGAGGCCAGGGACGGGGAGCGGUCGCUGCCAAGCGCAAAAUGUCGAGAGAGAGAGGAGUGGAAAGGACGGCCAGCAGCCGGAUAGCGAGGACGCGGUUCCGGCGACACCUGUUGAGACCGUCACACUCUCUCUGCCCUAUCCCUUUCCCUCGCGUGUCGAGGAAAAGAAUCAGAGUCUCCUGUCUCUUCGACCGAGCAACCAGAUAACCAGCCCCGGGUGUCCGUUUCCAGCAGUCACCUGUCUGGAGUUCGCUCCCUCCCCCUUUUCCGCGUCUGCGACUUCUCUGCGGCGCUCGCCCUCGCUCCGGCGGUCUCCCUUUUCGGCGCCGGUACGCGCUGCUGUGGCUCCAAAUCUCGCCGAUUCCACUCGUAUUCCUCUCGUAUUUGCGCUCCCCGCGCUGACCCGCGUGCGUCUCCGCACGGUUUCGCAGUGUUCGCUGGUUCUGCCCCACCUCGAGGCGGCCGCAUUUGCUGUCGAGGGGCGCGUGAGCCUCGUUUCCCCCGCGGGAAGGGAAAACGGCGCAGUCGGCGCCUCGGGACCGGUCGUGCUGGAGCUGCUUGGAGCCGCAGAAGACAGCCGCUUCGGCAGCGCUAACAGCUUCACAUGGUGGGGCGGCGUCGAGCCACAGGUGACACGGGGCGACGUGGAGUCUCAGGGAGUCCUGGAGGGUUGGAUGUCACCGGCGGGAGGCCUCUUCGAACGGGGCUCUGGGGACGCGGAGGGCGCGGGGCUGGGGAGACGAGAGAGAGAGGCCGCAGACGCCAGUUCCAGGCGGCAGAGCGACGACCUUCAAGGCGAGAGGCGAGCGCUCUGGAUACAUCGAGGGCGAGAGGAAGGAACAGACGCCGUGGAACCAAUCCCUGAGGUAACCAGGAUGGAGAAUGACGCCCGCGCCGUGCACGGCUCUCAGGUCAGUGCUGCACGUGUGCACGAGUCCGGAGGGUGUCUGUGUCAUUCUCGUGCUGUUGGGGAGUCGCCCUCUCUCCGCUGGUCCGAGUGUACAGGCUCGCGCUUGGUCCUCGCGUCUUCGUCUUCGCGUUCUUCGUGGAGCAAGAUGGCAAGCCUCUGCAUUGCACAGCUUCCGCUCUGUCUCCUUCGAGUCGCGUGUUCUCUCUUCGACACCCAAGUGAGUGUCGACCGCGUGGCCACGGUGGCGGUGGAUUUGGCUGACGGCGCGGCGACCUCCGUCGCGGAGGCGGCUCUGCGAAACUUCACUUUCCCUGCUGAAACCAAAGGGCCCUCCAGACGGGCGACAAGACUGGAAAUCUGGGAAAGCGAUCGGCUGCGAGGCGAGAGGCUAGGCGUGCGGACUCUCGCGCGCGCCGCCGAGAGGCCAAGCCGAAGGAAAGAGUGGAACGAGAGCGACGACGAGGAGCCGACCUCGGAGGGAAGCGAUACGGCCGAGGAAGAGGAACUGACAGCGGGAGUCGUCGAACAAGAAGCCGAAGUCUCGGAGGACGUAGAUCGGACCGAAGGAGGCGCAACCGGAAACACCACGGGAGACUCAGGAACAGAGGCAGCGAGCCAAGGAAGGGGAGCCCGUAGAGAAGCAGGAGAGUGCGGAGACAGGGGUGAGAGCGGAGAUGAGGACCAAGCUGUUUUGAGAGGAGACCUAGAGGACGCUCCAGCAUGGAGAGCCUCUGAGAAACAGAACCCACGGGACAGGCAGGGUGGCGUUCACGUUUUGGCCGAUCCGGCAGGGUGCACGAGGUGGAGAGGAGAAAGGAGAGUUCGACAUUUGCAUAGCGAGGAAGAACGCCGCCGGAGAGAAAGAGAGACAGCAAACGGAGAAGUGGAGAAGGCACGACGACCCAAAAGGCAGAGGGGAGAGGGAAAGGAACGGACGCCGCGCGAAGCGAUGGGUACAAGGACGUGCAGACGUCGAAGCCACAUACGGCCGGAAUGGGAACAUAUCACCUUUCGAGGCUCGAUAGCGACGGGAGGCCUUCCGUGCUUGAGAUGCCAAGCGUGCACAGUGGAGCGCCAAUCCCAUCGAUGCAUGUACAGAGAAACACUUCUUCCGGAAGACAUCGCGGCUCUUCUUUCUUCAGCUGCUUCCUCCUGCUCGUUUCAGGAUAUUCCUCUCGAUGCGAUCAUGUGGUGUACGUACCCCCCAGGUUCCGCCGUCGCGUCGGCCGAUUCGUCUGUGUGUCCUUUCUCGCAGCCCGGGUCUUCCUCUCCUUCUUCCCGCGCGGCUCCCUCGCAGCCGGCACGUCUGGUGACAGUUCUAGAAAUGCGAAGACGUCGACGAACGUUCUUUCCUUUCUCCCGCCCGCCUGCCUCUCUCGUGUCCGACUGGCCUUCUAUCUCCAAUGGUGGGUCAGGGACGAUCUCGCCUACCUCCCCUGCUUCUUUCUCGUCUGCGUUUCCUGAUUCUGUCUCGUCGCCUUCCUCAGCGCCGCUCACUCCUUCGCGCGCUUGCGGCUCUCCACACACGCUUCCAGUGUCUGCGUCCGGUUCCGUUUCCUCUCCGUUCUCGCUUGCCUCACCAUCUGCGUCGUCCCGUUCUUGUCCUCCGGCUUCACGCGUUUCCGUCUCGCCAGCUCUCGCCCCGUACACCCCGUCUCCUGGCUCUCUCAGCUCGCCUUCGGCGUCGCACUCUCCUCAGUGUCCUGCCUCCUCUCCGUCACCCUGCGAAGCGGUGCCGGCUAACUUGGCCGCAGGCGCUGCUGCGCCGUGCAUCCGCGCUCGGCUGUCGCGCGGUGCUCCUGUGUCUCCCCCGCAAAUCGGAAUUGGCGCCAACGUCCGCGAAGGUGAACCGCCAAUACGACGCGCGGAGCAUGCAGACGGAUCGGAAACCUUAGCCUCCUGCAUCUGCGCGUUUGCGUUCGAGCCGUGUCCUUCUGGCUGCCUCGCGCGCAAUGCGUUACCCGGAGUCUGGGAUGCCCACAAAGGCGAUCCGUGCGCCUCGUCGCUUCCUUCGCGGUUUCCCGUCGCGCUCGUUUGGCAUGUUAUGAAGCCCAGCAGAGGCGGCAGCCACGGGUCCGGGCUGGCGCAUGCAAGAAACGUCUGUGCCCAGCAGUGGAGCCGUUUCUGGAAGGAGGUUGAACGAAAG